Messenger RNA from Zerene cesonia (dogface butterfly), 1962 nucleotides. RefSeq lists its product as uncharacterized. The transcript has a single exon. Gene Ontology annotation, molecular function: monocarboxylic acid transmembrane transporter activity. Gene Ontology annotation, biological process: monocarboxylic acid transport; transmembrane transport. The record is from RefSeq and is a predicted model, not a curated record. NCBI's taxonomy places the organism in Eukaryota, Metazoa, Arthropoda, Insecta, Lepidoptera, Pieridae. The coding region runs from base 1 to 1962 and encodes 653 amino acids.
AUGCCACCCAAACCUAUUUUGGUGAAAAAUGAAACCAAAAAAAGUACAAUAUUUACACCAAGCAGAGUAGUCAGUAGGCCAGAUAAUCUCGAAGGUGGAGAAGAAACUGAAAUUGCUGCACAAAUAUCAGUUCCCCAAGAGGGAGGAUACGGCUGGGUAGUCGUUGCUGCCGCUUUCUCUUCGAUAUUUAUACUAGAUGGAGUAGCAUUUACUUUUGGUAGCUUAUUAAUUGACAUGUCUGCAGAUUUGAAUAUGCCAAUCUCAACUUUACCAUUAGUGAAUUCCAUUGCUGUUGCUAUUUACUUUAUGUGUGGUCCUUUAGCUUCUGCUCUUAUAAAUCGGUUUGGAUUCAGAGCAUGUGCAAUGUCAGGUUCGAUAAUUAGUUCAUUUUCUUUACUAACAUCAUAUUUUUCCACAAAUUUUACGUCUCUUUGUGUUUUUUACGGAUUUUUUGCUGGUUUUGGCUAUUGUCUAAUUAAUAUGGCAUCUGGACUUGUUGUGGGAUUUUAUUUUGAAAAAUUAAGAUCCAUAGCCUUAGCAAUUGCUACUACUGGUUCAAGUCUUGGUAUUAUGUCGUUAUCACCUUUGAAUUCAUAUUUAUCAAAACUGGCGGGAUGGCGCGCCACAACUUUAUUUCAUUCCGGGCUGUUUGGGAUAAUUUUUUUCUUAGGCAUGGCAUACCAGCCCUUACUUUCUUUCACUGUUGUAAAGACUACAGAAGAUCCAACUCGUACUGUAACUUAUUUACCAAAUUUAUCAGCAGCCGCUUUAAAAGCUUCAGCAUCACGCACUAAAACUGAAGGCAUUAUGCCAACUGCUACGGAGCGAUUGUUCGGUGCAGCUUCCAAUUCUAAUUUUCCUACAGCUGCCGCAGUGGUUGAAGAUGCAACAACAAUUCCAUCUACACAGCCCGGACCAUCCACGGCCACCGUUUCUAAAAUUACAUUAACUGCAAAUGCACCGCAAGGUGGCAUUAGUCCUAGGCAGUUAAAACAAGUGCAAUCAAUAAUGUCGAAGACGAGUGUUCAAGAUAAGACAAAGAAAACUAUUGAACUAAAUGUUAAUGUAGAAAAACCAAAAAAGACAAGUUGCUGGGGACGUUUAUGCCACUGGGAGGAACACAUUCCACAGUCAAGACCAAUGUAUCGAGAUGACGUAUUUUAUGAUGGAAAAUUGGAAAAAUUACCAGCUUACCAAAAAAGCGUAAUGGAUACAACGACUGAAAAAACAGGACUUGAAUAUCAAUUAGCUGUAUCGCGAGCAGCAACAGCUGUCGAUCUAAGGGAACGAAGAGGUGUUUUUACUACAGCUGCUCGUCGAGUUUUAGCUACAAUGAUGGAUCCGAAAUUAUUAAAAAGAAAUUCAUUCUUGUUACUUUGUUUAGCUGGAUUUUUGAUAUAUAUCGGAUUUUUAGUCCCUUACGUUUAUUUACAAAUAAGGAAUGAAAGUGCAGGCCUGCCUGCUGAACAUUGUACUUUAUUUGUAAGUGUUGUUGGAUUCUCAAAUGCUGCUGGAAGAUUAAUAUUAGGUGCUUUAGCUACUAAGGUGGAACCUUUAAAAAUAUUCAUUGUAGCGCUUUCAACAGCAGGUAUAAGCACAAUGCUUUCAAAUCUGUCAUUCAAUUUAUACUUUCAAUAUCUGUACUGUUUUUUGUUUGGAUUUUUUGUAUCUUGCACGGCAUCAUUACGAAGCUUAAUAAUUGUGUCUAUUUAUGGCUUAGAUAAUUUGACAAAUGCUACGGGAAUAUUACUACUGUUCCAAGGAUUAGGAACUUUUUUUAGUACUCUUGUGGCAGGCAUGUUAAAAGAUUUACUUGGUUUUUCUGCUGCUUUUUACGUGGCAGGAUUAUUUAUUACCAUUGGUGCUCUUAUUAUAAUUCCUGUCAAAGGCAUGUCUUGUAAAGAAGAAAAAGAAAACAAUAAAAGUCAAAAGCCAUCUAGCACUCUAAAGACAAUAAAAUAA